AUGAUUCAGCAAAUUUUUAACCCUGCGAAAGAAAAAAAGAAAACAAAACAAUACGACUGCAUUAUCACUGAUGCAUUACAUUAUUAUAAGAACGGAAGCAGGGUAAGGUUUAAGGAUAAUGUCGGAACAAAUAAUGGUACACAUGGGGUUGUAGGACAGAUAUGGAAACUAAAGGAGGGGAAGGAAAAUUUUAAAAUUAAUAACGUUAAUGAUGGUGAUAUAAAAAAAAAAUCUAAUGGUGUAAUUGGCGUAGAAUUUGAAAGGGUGAAUUCAUUAGAUUCGAAUUUAUGCUUUUCUAACGAAUCACAUAGAGACGAACUUUUGAGGACAUUAAAACAUUAUAUUAAUGAAUAUAUGUAUGAUGUACAGGAAGAAAAAUAUAAGGAAAUAAUAAACUGUGCUGAUAAGAAAAAGCUGUUAAAAAAAUAUAUAUACGAAAUUAAAAAGUAUAAUUUCGUUGUUUUGGAAGAUUUAUUUUUCUUCUUCAGCAUUAGCAAUGAUUACAAUGAUUAUGCGUUAAGCAAAAUGUUCCAUUGUUUACUUUUAGUCUUUGAUAAAAAAGAAGAAAAAUAUGUACUACUAGUUUUGUAUAUAUUUCUGAUGCUACUAAAUGAAAAUAGCAUUAACAAAUAUUUUACAUAUAUAAUCGAUUGUCUAAUUAACAUUUUAAAUGUCCAUGAGUGUACUCUACCUAUUGACGAGAUUAAUGACAAUAUUAGAUUGUUUGACCAUAAGCCUAUGAUUCUUAAUACCUAUCUUGUUAAUGAAAACGCUAGAUAUUUUUUAUUCUCGUACUUUUGCUUCCUUACAUGUACUAUUUCGAAACAGAAGUUUAUGAGUCAUGCUGACAAGAUAAUUCGAGUGUGCUUAGUGGGUAUUUUUGACCAGUGUUGCGAAAUAAAUUGCCUGAUGAUGAAUUUCAUUCAAGAGAUAAUUGAACAAGUAGAAGAUCAUUACAUCAAUUAUCACUACAUCAUUAGCACUUGUUUACUUAAAUGUCUUUGCAACAAAUACAGUAAAGUUAAAAUAAAAUGCAUGGAUACCCUCACAAAAUUAAUUUUAAAUAAUAAUAAUUCCAAAAGUUAUAAAAUUAUCGAAAUGUUAGUUGGAUAUAAAGACCCUAAUGUAAUUCCCAUAAAAUGUUUUUAUGAUCAUACAUAUGUAAAUAUAAACUAUUUAUGUAAUUUGUAUAAUGAUAAAAGUGUAAAAGUAAAAUUCAAUUUCUAUUCAUUCCUGUUUAUAUUACUAUACGAGUUUAACGAAUCCAAUGAUUUUAUAACAUUUCUAAUGCCUUAUUUAUUUUCUGCUUGUUGUGACAACUACAAAAUAUUUAGAUUACUGUCUUUUUUGUACAUCCAAUUGAUAUGCAGAAAAAAAAAAUUCGAUAUGGAUAAAAAUAUGAAUGACGAAAUUAUUUACCAGUUUAAUUCUGAAUGGUCAUAUAAAACGUCUUUUACCUUACCGUUGCCGCUAACAGAAUACUAUUUUCAUCCAUUUUGUCGUAAUUCCAUUUUGGUAAAGAAAAAUAUGUACAAGUUAGAUAUAGCCAUGUCCCCUUUCUGUAGUGAUAAAAGUGGAAUCAACCACGCAUCACAAGAAGAGAAAAGAAACCAGCAUCCUUCUUCUGCUUCUGCCACUUCUGAUGGUGACGAAAAAGAAAAAACAUUCCGUUCUUCAAACAUGAAUAAAAAGAAAAUGAACAACUCGAGUAAUCCCACGGAGAAUACGUUUACUUAUGAACCAGGGGAAAAAAAAAAUUUCAAUUCCUUAGAAAAAUACGAAUUUGACGAAAUGAAAGAGGAUGAAUAUUCCGUAGAGUACUACCAAAACUUACUUUUAAAUUUCUUAAAAAGUAAUAAACGCAUUUCGAACAUUAUAAGAGACAAUAAAAUAAAACAAGUAAACAUUACGUACAACGAAAUGAACAAGCAAUGCAAACAAUUAUCUUUCACCAUAUUAAAUGCCUACUUUAAAUGUUUAUAUAAAGUUAAAGAGGAUGAAACUAAUCAAUUGGAAUCAUUAGAAAACAUAAAAAUUAUUUUAUUACUAUUUUAUUUUAUUGAAGAUAAUAUAACAGAACAUAUUCCAUAUUUUAUUUCACAUCUGCUGCAUGCAUUUGAAAAGAAGUUAGAUGAAGAACGCUGGUGUAUUUAUAUGAACUGUUUGUACCUUAUUGGUUCUUAUGUGAAACCAUCCAAUUAUUAUUUUUUUCUUGAAAAUUAUUUAAAAAAUGUGAAAGAAAAUAAUCAGAAACAGGUUACCCUAACUUGUCUUUACAUGCUAAAUGGUAUUGGUACAGGGACUAUAGAAACAUACAAGAAUAUCAAAAAAAGGCAUCAUAUCCAAAAUGGAAUACAUGAUUGCUUCGUCGAAGUUUUGAAAAAAAUGAUAAAUCUUUUAUUUUAUGUCUUAAAUGAAGACGAGCACUUAGAAAAGUACUUCCUCAUUCUGCAGAUAAUUCACACCAUAGUGGGAAAUGAGUGCACUUUUACGAGACUGGAUGCUAAUCAUAUAAUCCAGUUAGUAAUAUUACUACACAUAAGUUUCAACAAAAUAAGAAAUGUUAGAAAUAACUUUUCAAAGGGAAAAGACAAAAUUUGCCUCAACAAGAACUUCUAUCUACCUAUCGAUGUGCUGGAUAUUCAUUUUUAUGUAAGCAGAAUAAAAAAGAUAAAAAACUUCGAACAUUUAGACAUGAAUAAAGAACAAAUAAAUAUUAAUAUAGGUUCAGAAAUAUUGUACAAAAUAUUCAAGCUAUCAGAUGAUAACUUAAACCAACAAAUAAUAAUCUUACAAAUACUAUCAGACGAGUUGCUUUACAAUUCCAAUUAUGUAUAUUUCUUGAUUCAGUACAUAAUUAAAAGGCAAACAUUUUUUUAUGAUAAAAGUUUUUCCAUUUUUCUAUGUAAAAUUAUUAUUAAAAUAUUAAAUUUAAAUCAGAACAAAAAAAAUAUAAUUAAAAGGGUAUUCUACAACGAGGAUCUAGAAUUAUAUGAUAUUUACCAAGAAAAUAAGGAAAAAAAUAAGAACCAAAUAAAGCAUGUUUUUCUUGAACAUGUGUGUACAAUUUUUUUGCUUUUUAUCUUUAAGAACCUAAAUAUUUAUGAAACCUUCAACAAUGUGAUUGAAACUUGUAAGAUCAUUUUGUACCUCUUGAUUGAAGUUAAAAAUCCGUAUUCCUUUUUGUUUUUUGUAAAGCAAGCUAGCCUUGUUAACAAGCUAUGCGACAUACUCGAAUGUAGAGAGGCUAAGAGCAUUUAUUUUUGCAAACAUAUUACUAACGAUAUGCAUAUAAAUUACGAAAAAUACAUUAACAAUGAUGGGGAUAUAAAAUAUUUGGAUCAUAUAAACAUUGGGAAAAAAAUAAGCAUCAGAAAUAAGGUAAACAACGAAGUAGAUAUUUUAUUCUAUUUUGUAAGUAUUUGUAUUUAUUUAAUAUAUUACAAGUCGUUAUAUUGUUUGUCAACAUUGCUAAAAGAACAAUGUGAGGACAGAGAAGACAUAAAAUUAAAUGAACUGUUUACUAACUUUUUUGAUGGUACACAAAAGCGGGUUCUAAAUGCAUUAAAAGUUAAUGAAAAAAGUAGUUACACCAGUUCAAAUUUGUACAAAAAAACCAUUGAAGAAAUGUUGAGAGACAAAAAAGAUUUUUCGGAGUUAUUUUUGAUAAGGAAUAAAAUUUUAAAUUCACCUGAUUAUAAUGACCUCAUAUUAAAUAUACACAUUUAUUUCAGACAUUCUUUUGCUUUAUUACAAGGAGUACAUAUGUUUCUGCUACACCCAGUUAUUCUUCACUAUUUUUAUGAAGUAAACCAAGAGAAUAUACCCAACUACAACUGUCACAAUAGUGUAGAUCUUCCUAAGGAAGAUUUUUCCACACGUAAGAAUAAUUUUGUCGAAGAAAAGAAUAGCAACUAUUGUGUUACACACGAGCAGGGACAAUAUGGUUUCAUAAAACAAAUGGAAAUUUUUUUUCAACAAGAAGAUGUAAAUAAUAUAAUUGGUAUUACAUAUGAUCACACAAAUUUAUCAAACUAUUUCAAAACUCAUGAUCUCGUUUUUUUUAUACUUGAACAUGAUAUUUAUCAUAUUCCCUUUCGAAUAUUCGAAAAAAAUUCUCAAAUUAUUUUACUUUAUUCCUCUCUACUAUUUUUCGCGGAUGAAUUUUUCCAAACUUUUGUGCCAGGAAAUAAUGAUUCAUCUUUUUUGUCUAACAUCAGUGUAGGACUUUCAAACAAGUUUUUUGUAAAUCCUCUCCAAAUUAAUGAAGAACAUUUGACUUCUUUUUUCAACUUGCUUGUUCUAUUAUAUUUAGAAAAUGAAGAUAUCUUUAGAGACGCUUUGGUAAAGACGAGACAAAAUGAAAGCGUGCAACAAAAUGUCAACUUUGAUAAAAGUCUAUUUUCCAACAUUGUCAAUAAUAUACUUUUUAGUUACGAUAAAAAAGACACGACGAAAGAUUCCCUUUGUUGUUGUCUAAACUUUUUGCUGAACGUUUUAAGCGUCAAUUAUGGAGACAUUCUCAUAAGCUUGAAGGGAGCGUAUACUAGAACAAAACACGUUAAAAGGCUGGAAGUUUGUAAUGCAAUCAUUAGUACGUUUCUGUGA
Molecule: messenger RNA, 4608 nt
Organism: Plasmodium gonderi
Lineage: Eukaryota; Apicomplexa; Aconoidasida; Haemosporida; Plasmodiidae
Exons: 8
Coding region: 1-4608 (1535 amino acids)
Source: RefSeq, a predicted model, not a curated record